AUGUCACGGAAUAUCACGUGGAAAUUUAUUGCCGAACACAUUGUUGAAUAUGAAGAAGAAAUUGAUGGAAAAGCAUAUUUUGACAAGGUUAUUUCACUUUGGAAAGAAUAUCCAAAUGCAAUCAGCCAUCGAAUUCAAACAUCUGUGAAAAUUGACGCUGAAUCUGAUAUUGAGAAAGAAGUUAUGGGACAUUUGGGAUAUUCAAUCGAUCCAAAUUGCAAUGAAUUGGAGAUUUAUAAAUUUGUAACAAAAUACCGUGUCAAUCGAUUGAGUCCAUAUUCGAAAUCAGCCUACGAAAUAUCAUUUUAUGAAGAAGAAUUUCUUGUCCGAUUUUUUCCUGUGGUUCUAGAUGGAGAACCUCAUCCACAAUUUCAAAAUCCUUAUUCCUUUGGUUUAAAAAUUAUCAACGACAAAGUUUUAAAUCUUCAACUUUUUCAAUCAUCCGAUGCUCCAGAAGAUAUAUUUUUAAAAGGAGAAGCAUUUGAUCAUAUGGCAAAAUGGCUCAAAAAUGUUGAUAUUUCGAAAACAACUCGAAAAACAAAUGCUUUGAUGGAUAAAGAAAGUUAUCUCGAAACAUAUCAUCGAAUGAGAGAAUUAUAUGGAAAAAGAAUAUGUGAAUCAUGGACUGAAAAUUCGAAUCCAGAAAAAGCAGUUUUUGAAGACUGUGCAAUUGCUUCAUAUAUUAGUGAAUGUGUAUCACAUGAUUUAAUACCAAAACCGAGAAAAGCUGUUGAUUUAGGAUGUGGAAAUGGUUUAUUAGUUCAUUUAUUGAAUAAAAUCAAUAUUUCAACUUAUGGAGUUGAUGUUAGACAUCGAAAAAUCUGGAAAAAUCAAUUCAAAGAUGACGAUUUACGCGAAUCAGUUGUUGAUCCACAAUUAGUUUUAUCAAAUCAACCACAUUAUGAUAAUGAUGUCGAUUUUUUGAUUGGAAAUCACAGUGAUGAAUUAACUCCAUGGAUUCCAGUUAUGGCUGCAAAGUAAGCAAUAAACUACAUUUUAAAAAUGUAUUUUCAACUUUUUUCAGAGUUAAAGCAAAUUUCUUCUUGAUUCCAUGUUGCCCUUUCAAUUUUUCGGGAAAAUACUGUAAUAAUGGAAGUCAUUUGGGAGUAAAAAGAAUGACAAGUCAAUAUGAAUCAUUUUUUGAAUGGACUGUUAUUAUUGCACAAAGACUUGGUUUUGAUGUGAAAAUUGAUCGAUUAGCAAUUCCGAGUACAAAACGAGUAAGUUUUCAUGUUAAAAAUUGAUGUGCAAAUUUGAAAUUGAUAUUUUUGCAGCUUUGUAUCAUUGGACGAAUUCCUGAUCAUGGACUUGAACCAGAAGUUGAAAAAAUUAUAGAAUUGUUAACUGAGGGAUCGAAAUUUGUUGCGCGACCACAUGAAAUCAAAGUGAAUAAUUGUAGAAAUAUUCCAAUUGAAGAACGAGAUCGAAUAAGUAAAUAUAUCUUCAAUCACUUAUUGAACUUGGACAAGGAAAAACCCUCAGAAGAGUUAGUUUCAACAUCAAAAAGUAAAUAGAUUAGAAUUUGAUUUUUUCAGUGCGUGGAAUACUGGAGGAGUGAUUGGAUUGGGUGAACUUGCUGGAAUUUUGAGUGAAGAUGAUAAGAAAUUGAUGAAGUCUCAAGAUGGUGGUUUACAAACUUUUUUGAAAAAUCAACAUCAAGUUUUUCAUGUGAGUUUGAAAAUAUUUAUAGAGGUUCGGAAAUUCUCCCUACUUCUCCAAAACAAUUCUAAUUCAAAAAUAAUCCCUAAUUUUUUCCAAGGUAUUUGGUGGAACUUGUCGAAUACGAGAUCAACGCGUUGCUUUACCCGAGAAGAAAACCGAAAAAUGGCGGAAAAAGUCAAAAGGAAAACCGGCACCAAUUCGAGCUCCUUGUUGGAUGGCAGCAAAUCAUCCAAAUGGUUGUCCUGUUUCUGCCGAAUUAUGUCGUUUUGCUCAUUGA
This is a messenger RNA of Caenorhabditis angaria, 1939 nucleotides long. Lineage: Eukaryota; Metazoa; Nematoda; Chromadorea; Rhabditida; Rhabditidae. The record is from the annotation of a GenBank genome assembly.